Drosophila navojoa is the source of this 934-nucleotide messenger RNA. RefSeq lists its product as uncharacterized. NCBI's taxonomy places the organism in Eukaryota, Metazoa, Arthropoda, Insecta, Diptera, Drosophilidae. The record is from RefSeq and is a predicted model, not a curated record.
AGAUCGAUUUGGUUUCACAAGCUAAGCAAUGUCAAGCGGCUUUGACUUCAACAAAUUGUGCUCAACUUUUAGUGAGAUCUGCCCGGACUUUGGCGAAUCCCAUCAAACUGACAAAUCGGAGAGCCUGAACUUUGCUAAGAAAGUGCUCUUCGAACUUGGGCCCAAGAUGUGGCACAUUAAGCAGAGUGGAUCGGGCCAAAUGUGGCGCUUAAUCUUUAAUGAGGACACAAGCGUUUACAUCUACACCCACUCCUUCCAGCGCCCGGUCAAUGUUAAUCCGCAGCUGCGCGACAAGAAGCUCUAUCUAACCCUCAAGCAGGCUGGACUGUUGGCUGUCAGCAAACUGUGCUCCGGAAUGCUCGGUGAACAUGACCCAAGAAAUAAGGUGCUCUUGACACCAUUGGCUCGCGCCGUCUUUCUGCCAGAAAACAUUCCGGAAAUUGCCGUAGAGCUGACAGAGCUGCUGAAGCGCAGGGUGGACACCAACGAGGUGGUCAGGGCUGUUAUCAGCAGCUGCCAGACCGACGGCUUCCACUUGCAGCACAGCCAGUGCCACAUUGCGCUGGCCGCCCUUGAGGCGACGGUCCCUGAAGCCGCCCAGCGACAGAAGCUGCGCGAAAAGACCAGACGGCUCUAUGCCAAGCAUGGCAAGACUUAUGACGCGACUCAGUACGAUGUCUACGUGAAGUACUCCAAGCGAGAUGACAGAGCAGCAGAUGCAAGGCCCUCACAGCGAACUGCAGGCGAUCAAGGCCGGCCCAAAGGUGAGAGCAUAGACGCCGUCUUACGCAGCAUUGUCAAGUCUGCGGAUGAUCCUCUCAGCGGUGGCACACUGGACAUGAAAUAUGUGCAGCCUUCAAGCAGCAGCCAGGAAAGCGAAAUGGGUCCAUUCUGACGUCUAGAGCCUUUGGAAGACUUUGUGUUCUUGUACCAG